Penaeus indicus is the source of this 1055-nucleotide messenger RNA. Its product is annotated as cytochrome c oxidase subunit 7A2, mitochondrial-like. Bases 161 to 457 code for a protein of 98 amino acids. The transcript has 3 exons. Gene Ontology annotation, biological process: mitochondrial electron transport, cytochrome c to oxygen. The record is from RefSeq and is a predicted model, not a curated record. NCBI's taxonomy places the organism in Eukaryota, Metazoa, Arthropoda, Malacostraca, Decapoda, Penaeidae.
CGAAGCAAAACUUGCCUACGUGAGGAAUCCGCCUCGCAAACACACACACACGCACAGGCACUCGCGAGUUCUGGGCGAGCAGAGAGAGAGCGAGAGUAAUUAUCUUCUUUUCCCACAUCUCCUUUUCUUCUUGUGCCUCUCGUUCUCUGGCGGCGCGAAGAUGCUGGGCAACGUCUCUCGCCUCGGCCUGCGCCUGUCGCAAAUUGGGAAGGUGACCCCGGCAUCCCGCAGGGUCGCGACCUCCGCCGCCGCCCUCAAGAACUACGCCCAGGUGCCCAGGGAACUGCAGAAGAAGAUGGUGACCUUCCAGGUUGACAACGGCCUGCCUGUGCACGUCCGCGGCGGCGUCAUAGACAAGGUGCUCAUGGCCUUCACCUACGUGGUCUGUGGUCUCGGUCUCUUCGACUGCGCCAGGGUGUACUAUGUGCUCUCGUACCCGGCGAAGGAGGAGAAGUAAGGAGGAGGAGGAGGAGGAAGGAAGGAGAAAGAAUGGAGUGAUAGGGAGGAGGAGGAGGAAGGAGAAAGGGGAAGGAGGAGGAGAAGGAAGGAGGAGGAGGGGAAAGGAGAAGGAGGAAGGAGAGAUAAGGAGGAUAAGGAGGAAGGAAGAUUAGCAGAGAAUAGUAGAAGGGAAAGGAUAAAUGAGGUAGGAAGGAGGAAGUAGAGAGGAUUAUAAAGAAGAGGAAGAGAAGACCUAAGGAUGAGAGAUGAUAACGAAGAAGAAUGGGAAAGAUAAAUAAGAAAUACGAUGGAAGGAAAGAAAGAAGAGGAAGAGGAAGAGGAAGAUAAUCCACCGCCUUCAUUCCCUCUUUAUUCUCCUUCUUCUUCUUCCAAAAGGAUUAAUUAAACAGCAUCUAAUCCCAUCAGCAUAUCCGUUUCUUCUUUAUCUAAUUCAACCUGAGACGUAAUCGAAACAAACAAACAAACGAACGAGAACAUAGAAAUUGAGACAGAAAUGACAUAAAAAAUGCAUUUCAUUUUCCCAACUUCUCGACGUAUGAGACCGUUGUGAUGUAAAUAUUUAUUGAAAGUUCAGUCCAGUAAAGCUGUAGAGAAUA